Molecule: messenger RNA, 5045 nt
Organism: Anarrhichthys ocellatus (wolf-eel)
Lineage: Eukaryota; Metazoa; Chordata; Actinopteri; Perciformes; Anarhichadidae
Gene: alms1
Product: ALMS1 centrosome and basal body associated protein
Exons: 11
Coding region: 87-5045 (1652 amino acids)
Biological process (GO): regulation of centriole replication
Cellular component (GO): cytosol; centrosome; centriole
Molecular function (GO): microtubule binding
Source: RefSeq, a predicted model, not a curated record
CCCUCCCGAGCUAGCAUCCGGGUUUUUUCCCUUCAAUUCCUAGCAACACUUCUUGGAUACGAGCAGGAGGGAACAAUAACAACAACAUGGAACCUCCAGCGAGGGAGGUGGCACGUCCUCAAUUGCCAGCAGAUGAGGAUGCGAGUCAGUGUGUUGGACAAACAUCCUUAAAUCAACUGGGAGCUCAAAGUCAUAGACGUGCCAGUCAGGACCAGAGGCAGCCCAGGCUGGAAACAGAUGGGUGGGAGCUUCAGCAGCGAUGGGGGUGCUCUCUACAGCCAGAGCUCCAGGACAGUAACCUGUCUCCAGCCCUUUCACUGUUGCCUUCAAACUCUGGAGUGGAAAACAACUUCACUGAAUAUUCUUUAUUCCAACAAAGUGACAACGAAUUUGCCCCUUUAAGGGCGUUCCCUGACAUUUCCAUGGCAUCAGAGAGAGUUCACAUUCCACCCCAGGAUCGCACUUCUCGGGCCUCUGAGUGUGGUUCGCUGUCCCAGCACCCUUUGGCCCAGGCGACCAUCCUGUCUGAAGGAGCGAGCAGCUGCUGCUCUCUUUCCCAGCACAGUUUGUCACUAAUAAACGAAGGCAGACGAGAGGAAACUGUUCACUCCCCACGGACUACCACCACUGACAGUCGGGGAGUACCAUCCAGAGAUGAUGCCAGUAGCAGAGAGAAGAACUUUGAGACGCUAACUGACCCUCCAGAUAAGCUCGUAGGAGAGGCUGUUGAAGAUGAGACAUUCUUUCUGAGUAAGGAUAUUCCUGCCCAGCAUCUUCUGGAACUCCUUCAGAAAGAUAUUGGCAUGCCAAGCAGCAGCAGUAGUGCUGUUUCCUCCACCUCAGAGACCUCUGUGAAGGCCGCUGCAUCGUAUGCCCAAGAAUCUAAAAGCACUAAAGUUUGUAAACCAGCCACUGACCAAAGCAUGGUUAGAAGGGAAGGUCCUCCGGGUGAAGCUUCUCUUCCCCAGCAGCAGACACAACAACCCGACAGAGAUUUACACCGUGACCAAUCAGGAACAUUGUCGUCUGAGGUCUGUAACAUCACUACGGGGUCCCGCAGCACUAAACCUGAUGACAGCAGUGACGUGUUACACAGAGAGCUGCUAUCUGAGGUAGAGAGGUGCAGCAGCCGUGAAGCUGGAUCUAAAAACAAACAGCGGGAAAGUCCUACAUCACACGGUCAGCCUCUCACGUCAUAUCCCACAGGGACGUCUGAAGGCCAGCAGACUGGGACCAGAACAAAUUUUGGUGGUCUCCAAUGGACCGGAGCAUUUUCAGCAGGAGUCGAACGGGGUCACAGAGAGCAAGAGCUCUGGUACACAGGGAACCAAACAGGGAUCGAUGGGUCCUACCUGGGUUUCCUUCCACAGUCUCAGUCCACUCCGGGAGUUUUUAAAGCUCCACCCAAAUCUAGUGUCAAGGCUAAAUUAGGGCAACUCUCUGCCAUAGAAUCUAAUAAAGAUAACUCUUAUCAGUCGAACACAGGGAUCUCUCCACAGCCAGAUGUUCCUACGGCUGAUGUCCAUCGCCCACACAAAGCAAAUCAGAGCCAAGAGGGAGCUACCUCGACAAAAGUCCAGUCUCUCCCAAGUCUCAACUAUAUGCAGAAAGUAGACGCUUGGAGAGCAAAUCAGAGUUCAGGCAAGACGUCACUAUUUGAUAGCUUGGCACGACAAGGAAAGAAAGCUCCCGAUGCAGUAUCGGACCCCCUGAAUGACAUCUUGAUUCAGCAGGUGAGUGCUGUCAAUCAGAACGUCACACAGAGCUCCUCCACAGCUCCCUCUGGCUCUCCUACAAGAAGAGGGGAGGCGGUGGGCAGUGCUCCAAGUGACAAAGAUAACACCGGGUCUGCAACAAGACCCUCUGCCUCACCCUUUGGCAGGUCACAGUCCCAAUCCUCUCUUAGCACCAUUGUCAUGUCGGUCCAGAAAGAUCAGCGGAAAAACAGACCUGCAGAAGAAGAGAACAGUCAGAUUCAGGAUGGUGUCCAUCGUCAGCCAAAAGCCACAGGUCAACCUUCGCCUCGCAUGAGCCUCGGUCAUUUCAGUGACGUGUCAGAUUUGACACUCUCGAGUUCCCAAGAUAGUUACAACAGUGGAAUUAAAUUGGGAACUUCCAUCGGAGCGUCUUCUGUUGUCAGCCUGGAGGUGGAUAACUACGCGCCGUACUGGACUACGCCACCACCUCUGCCCAGACCGCCAGAGCUCAACAUUGAAGACCGAAUUCCGUUGUAUCUGCGUAACCUGGGUAUUGACCAAUCUCCUGCAACAAUUUUAACUCCAUUUGCACCGAGAGGGCCAAUCAGAGAGCCUGAAUUCUCUCCCACUGAUCUCUGUACAACUCAGGGAUCAGUUGGAACACCAACCAAGAGCACCCAAACCUCUGAAGGUGGCAGUCCCCAUAAAGGACAGUUUUCAAGGUCCAGCAUUCUGUCAGUGGACUCCAGUAUAUCCAUACCGUUGAGCCUGGACAGUCUUGGUCCAGGUGUAUCUGUCCCACACUGGACCAGGCGGGCUUCUCCUUCUUCAGAUAUAGAAGCUAUUCAGAGUGAAAGCAGACUGCCACCCUCCUCCCUGCCUGACGAAGACUCUUAUCCUCCCACCCAGCAACAGCACAUGGACAGCAGCCGGAAUACCAUCCAGCUGGGAGACAGGUUUGACUCGGAGUCUCUCUUGCAAUCAAGCCAUAAUUUGGAGCAAAAUGCUGAACUUUCUAUGACUAGCUCCACGGCCUUGUUGGAGAUCCGUAAACUCCUCUCUCAGGCGGAGAACGCGUUAUCUGCUGGGUCUUCUGAGGCUUCCUCAGCCUCCCCUGCGAGGCCCCGUCUGCUCUCUGAUGAUGACAUCUUCCUCUCACUGAGGAAGAAGACCAGCGGGCUCCAGGACUCCUCCUCCUCUGCCACUGAGGACCCCAGACCUCACCCCUCUCUACUGUGGGCCAGGUCCUUGUCCGACUCCGUGCUGACCUCAGAGAAACUGAGAGAAGGCUCCAUUGGUCGAGAGAGUAUGGCUUCAUUGGGGCAACCUAAUAAUUCAUCCACACAAGCUCCUCCGACUGCACCGGCAGUAGGUGCAUACAGAAGACCACACGAUGUCACUGUUGGUAGAGGUUCAGAGCCGUCCGUUGUCCUCUCCCAAUCAGCCCGGCGGGCGGAGCCCGAGGGCUGCAGUGCUGCUCCCCCUCACAACACAGUCCCACCUCAGCCACCAGUCGUCACGACUCCACCAGGUUUGAGCACACCACAGCUGACAUCUACUCCUGCAGACACAGAGGAGGGAAAACAGACUUCUCUGGAAGGUCCUGUACAGAGCAGCCCCUCCUCGCCCACCUUCGAGGACACUGAUCAGGGCGUGAUGAGUGAUGGGAGCAGUAAGAGCUCGCUGGCAGUCAGAGUGGCCAAGUUACUGCAGAGUGAAUCUCCAGCUACGAUGGUGUCCAGUACACCCAGCGUCACUGACCAGGAGGAGAGCAAAGCCAGAGAGUGGAUUAAGCUGAAGAUAUCAGGACAGCAGUGUGAGACUCUGGAGUUGGACAAAGAAGACAGAACGAGGAUUGAAGAGAUCAAGAGAGAGCUGCUGCUAAAACACCCCAUGAAGAGUCUGUGGAGCACAGAUACAGAGAGCAGUGCAGCGUCCAGUGUGAGAGGCCGACAGGGGCAGGAUCCACCUCAGCAAGCGGAGACACUCGCUCCUCUGGAUGACGGUGUGCAGCUUCAAAACCCUCUUCGCCCGGAUCUAGAGGCUCAGAUACGUGAGAUCGCAGCCAGAGAAGGGGUAAUCCUCACUAGGACAAACCCUCAGCCUCUCACAUCUAUCACCAUCGCCACCCGCAGGCGCUCCACCUCCGCCUCUCCAUCUACGUCACCUGCGUCUCCCCUCAGUCCAGCGCCAGAGCCGCUCCACCUGGCCGAGCUCUCCACCGGAGCUGUGGAACACCCUAAAGUUAACAGGGUGCUUCUACUGUCCACGGAUGAAGAAGAUGAGGCAGCCAGGGAGCCGGUCUUUGAACCAAGCAGUAGCCUGACUCCUCUGUCAGCACCAGGGAAUCAGAAGAGACAAGACACUGUGGGAGGCCAGUUGGAAGACCCUCCCCCACCCUCACUGGUUUUAGGUAGAAAGGACGUGAACGCUGAAGAGCACAACACGCAGUCUUUCAGGCGAGAUGACGAGUUAUUCGUCCAGAGCAGCUCUGUUUCUAGUGUUAGUCAUGAAGCUGAACAGGCCACAGGUUCAUCCACAUCUGAACCCGCAGCCGGGACAGGUCACGUCUCACAUGUCCAUCUCACUCUGUCCUCCAAAGCCACUGAUCACACCUCAGCCACCGCUGUCCACUCCAGUCACGUUGACGCCGUUGCAGAGCUGCCGCGUAAAGGAUUCGUCCCCCUCAGACACUCGUCUUCUGCUGCCAGCAGUCCGGACGAAGGUGUCGGUUUGUCCAGUCCACCAGAGUGGUACGACACCAGAGAGCCAGUAAGACAGCGGGUGCCUGAAAGAGCCGAGACGUCCACCUUGUUCAAAACCGCUGUUCCUCAGGGACGGAUGACCUCCACACCUACACAAUGCUUUACACCAUGUCACAGAGUCGUUGUGUCACCGAGACCUUUCACUGCUGAAACACCAGCAGUGCCUGUUCUGUUACCUUAUAAGCCGCGUGGAAGUGAGGAGCUUUUCUACGUCCCUCAAACAGAAGCUGACGUCUCCUCCACCGGCCCUUCUGACACCACCAUGGAGAGCUCUCACACGGGCUCAGACGACGCCGUGCCCCCCCGCUUCAGCAGCGAGGUCCUUGGACACAGAGACGCUGGGUUGGACCGCGGAGUCACCAUCAGACACUCUGAGGGCAUCUACAGCAAGAGGCUGAAAACAGCCACCGGCAGGAUGCACGAGCCGGGACACCGAGGUGAGCCGAAGACACAGGACGCAUACUCAUCAAGUUCUAUUGUGUUACAUGCAUCCGUAACACAAGCAUCAUCAAGUUCUAUUGUGUUACAUGCAUCCGUGAAACAAGCAUCAUCAAGUUCUAUUGUGUUACAUAGACAACGUUAA